This is a messenger RNA of Diaporthe amygdali, 2022 nucleotides long. RefSeq names its product hsp70-like protein. The transcript is spliced from 3 exons. Gene Ontology annotation, biological process: cellular response to unfolded protein; protein refolding. Gene Ontology annotation, molecular function: ATP binding; misfolded protein binding; ATP hydrolysis activity. Gene Ontology annotation, cellular component: mitochondrion; cytoplasm. Bases 1 to 2022 code for a protein of 673 amino acids. The record is from RefSeq and is a predicted model, not a curated record. Lineage: Eukaryota; Fungi; Ascomycota; Sordariomycetes; Diaporthales; Diaporthaceae.
AUGCUCGCCUCGCGCAUGUCCAGAGCUCUCCCAAGAGCAUCGCGCUCUGCAGGUCUCCUGCGCAAGACCGCCUCUCCUACCUUUGCUCGCUACCAAUCAACAGAAGGCAAGGUCCAGGGCGCCGUGAUCGGUAUCGAUCUCGGAACCACCAACUCUGCCGUGGCCAUCAUGGAGGGCAAGACCCCCAAGAUUAUCGAGAACUCAGAGGGUGCGCGGACAACGCCAUCAGUGGUCGCUUUCGCUGAGGACGGAGAGCGUCUCGUCGGUGUUGCCGCUAAGCGUCAAGCCGUCGUGAACCCCGAGAACACACUUUUCGCCACCAAGCGAUUGAUCGGCCGAAAGUUCACCGACGCUGAGGUCCAGCGGGACAUCAAGGAGGUGCCUUACAAGAUCGUUCAGCACACCAACGGAGACGCCUGGGUGUCGUCCCGUGGCCAGAACUACUCUCCAUCCCAGAUUGGUGGUUUCGUCCUGCAAAAGAUGAAAGAGACUGCCGAGGCCUACCUCAGCAAGCCCGUUAAGAAUGCCGUUGUCACUGUCCCCGCCUACUUCAACGACUCCCAGCGUCAAGCCACCAAGGAUGCCGGCCAGAUUUCUGGCCUGAACGUCCUGCGUGUCGUGAACGAGCCUACUGCUGCUGCCCUGGCCUACGGUCUGGAGAAGGAGGCUGACCGCGUUGUCGCUGUUUACGAUCUCGGUGGUGGUACCUUCGAUAUCUCCGUGCUCGAAAUCCAGAACGGCGUCUUUGAGGUCAAGUCUACCAACGGUGACACCCACCUGGGAGGAGAGGACUUCGACAUUCAGCUUGUGCGACACAUGGUCCAGGACUUCAAGAAGACCUCUGGACUUGACCUGUCUGGCGACCGCAUGGCUAUCCAGCGUAUCCGUGAGGCUGCUGAGAAGGCCAAGAUUGAGCUGUCUUCCUCUCUGCAGACCGACAUCAACCUGCCCUUCAUCACCGCUGACGCCUCUGGUCCCAAGCACAUCAACCUCAAGCUGACCCGUGCCCAGCUUGAGAAGAUGGUCGACCCUCUCAUCACCAGGACUGUUGAGCCCGUCAAGAAGGCUCUCAAGGAUGCCAACCUGCAGGCCAAGGACAUCCAGGAGGUCAUCCUGGUCGGUGGUAUGACCCGUAUGCCCAAGGUUACCGAGGUUACCAAGAACAUCUUCGGACGCGACCCUGCCAAGUCUGUGAACCCUGAUGAGGCCGUUGCCAUCGGUGCCGCUAUCCAGGGUGCCGUGCUCUCCGGUGAGGUCAAGGACCUGCUGCUUCUGGACGUUACCCCUCUGUCCCUGGGUAUCGAGACCCUUGGCGGAGUCUUCACUCGUCUCAUCAACCGAAACACCACCAUCCCCACCAAGAAGUCCCAGGUCUUCUCCACUGCCGCGGACUUCCAGACCGCUGUCGAGAUCAAGGUCUACCAGGGUGAGCGUGAGCUUGUGCGGGACAACAAGAUGCUCGGCAACUUCCAGCUCGUUGGCAUUCCCCCUGCCCACCGUGGUGUUCCCCAGAUUGAGGUUACCUUCGACAUCGACGCCGACUCUAUUGUGCACGUCCACGCCAAGGACAAGUCCACCAACAAGGACCAGUCCAUCACCAUUGCCUCCGGAUCCGGCCUGUCUGAGAACGAGAUCGAGCAGAUGGUGCAGGACUCCGAGAAGUACGCUGAGGCUGACAAGGAGCGCAAGGCUGCCAUUGAGGCCGCCAACCGUGCCGACAGCGUUGUGAACGACACGGAGAAGGCCCUGAACGAGUUUGCCGACCGUCUUGACAAGACCGAGGCCGAGCAGAUCAAGGAGAAGAUCACCUCCCUGCGCGAGUUCAUCUCCAAGAGCCAGGCUGGCGAGGGUACUCUGACUGCUGCGGAGAUCAAGGAGAAGACCGACGAGCUCCAGAUGGCUAGCUUGAACCUCUUCGACAAGAUGCACAAGGCUCGUGCCGAGUCCGGCGAGCAGACCUCCAACACCGAGGGUGCUACCGAUGGUGCUGCCGAGGGCGAGAAGAAGGAUGAGACCAAGUAA